AUGGCCGCCAACGCAGCAGCAUCCGCCGUCGCCCACGGCAUCAAGUCGGUCGGCGUCGUCGGCGCGGGCCAGAUGGGCCUCGGAAUCGCCUAUGUCGCCGCACUCCGCGCAGAGAUCCCCUCGGUCCUCCUCUGUGACGCAAGCCAGGCCCAGCUCGACAAGGGCGUCUCCUUCUUCGAGUCACUCCUCAAAAAGGACGUCGGAAAGGGAAAGAUCAAGCAGGACCAGGCAGACCUCGCCCGAUCCCGCCUCAUCACCGUCCCCAGCGUAGAGGAUUUCGCCAGGGACUCGUCCAAGACGCCCGACAUGGUCAUCGAGGCCGCGACAGAGAACCUGGCCAUCAAGCAAAAGAUCUUUGGCAGCCUCGCAACCCACCUGCCCCUCACCACCAUCCUCGCCACCAACACCAGCUCCAUCAGCAUCUCCAAGAUUGCCGCAUCCGCUGUCCCCGCCGGCGCCAAGCCCGGCAGCGAAGAGGCGUGGAAGGGACCCGCACGCGCGCUCGGCGUGCACUUUUUCAACCCGGUUCCCGUCAUGAAGCUGGUCGAGAUCAUCCCUGCGCUGCAGACGUCGCCCGACGUGCUGGAGCGCGCCCAGGCGUUUGCGCGCGCGUGCGGCAAGGAGAUUACGACGUCCAAGGACGUUCCAGGCUUUGUUUCGAACCGCCUGCUGAUGCCCUUUAUCAACGAGGCCAUCAUGACGCUCGAAAAGGGCAUCGCGACGAAGGAGGACAUUGACACGACGCUCAAGCUGGGCAUGAACCACCCCAUGGGCCCGCUCACCCUCGCCGACUUUAUCGGCCUCGACACGUGCCUGAGCAUCAUGGAGACCAUGUACCGCGAGACGUCCGACUCCAAGUACCGUCCCGCGGUGCUGCUGGGCAGGAUGGUGGAUGCCGGCUGGUACGGCAAGAAGAGCGGAAAGGGCUUCUACGACUACUGA
Molecule: messenger RNA, 942 nt
Organism: Pseudozyma flocculosa PF-1
Lineage: Eukaryota; Fungi; Basidiomycota; Ustilaginomycetes; Ustilaginales; Ustilaginaceae
Exons: 5
Coding region: 1-942 (313 amino acids)
Biological process (GO): fatty acid metabolic process
Molecular function (GO): oxidoreductase activity, acting on the CH-OH group of donors, NAD or NADP as acceptor; NAD+ binding
Source: RefSeq, a predicted model, not a curated record